Molecule: messenger RNA, 4018 nt
Organism: Sinocyclocheilus anshuiensis
Lineage: Eukaryota; Metazoa; Chordata; Actinopteri; Cypriniformes; Cyprinidae
Product: sodium-dependent neutral amino acid transporter B(0)AT2-like
Exons: 12
Coding region: 243-2273 (676 amino acids)
Biological process (GO): amino acid transport; nitrogen compound transport; sodium ion transmembrane transport
Cellular component (GO): plasma membrane
Source: RefSeq, a predicted model, not a curated record
GGGCGUUGCCUGCGGUUCCGUGAAUCCGGAAGAGUACGCCGCAUUGAAAGUGCGCGAAAAUAAGUGUUUUUCUUUGUCGCUAUGUACUUUAAAUACUUGUUUCUGUAAUUUGUAAAUGUAUGGAUCAGCUGGGGGACUUGGAAAAGUGGUAUUAUUAAGAGGAUUUGAGACGCACGUGAGAGCCGGUGACAAUAGUGCGCGCCAUAAAUCAUCAACACGUGCCUUUGAGAAUCACAGCAGCGAUGAUGUCAGAGAAGCCGCCGUUGCCUGCGGAUGGCCAGCGGGACGAAGCUGAACCGGGUUUAGGGCUCGAGCAGGAGGUCACAAUGGAAACGGCCCGGGACGGCUGGGACAGCAAGGUGGAGUAUUUCCUCGCUCAGGUGGGAUUCAGUGUGGGAUUGGGAAACGUUUGGAGGUUCCCGUACCUCUGCCACCAGAACGGAGGAGGAGCGUUCAUCUUGCUGUAUGUGCUGUUGAUGGUGCUGGUCGGUGUGCCGUUGUUUUUUCUGGAGCUGGCGGCGGGUCAGAGCAUCAGACAGGGCAGCAUCGGCGUCUGGAGGCACAUUUCUCCAAAACUAGUUGGCAUUGGCUACUCCAGCUGUGUGGUGUGUUUCUUUGUAGCUCUGUAUUAUAACGUCAUAAUCGGUUGGAGUAUUUUUUACUUGGGAAGUUCUUUCAAGUAUCGUCUACCUUGGGAGACCUGUCCAACAGAAGGGAACGGCACCGUGAAGGAAUGUGCCGCCAGCUCUCCCACAGAAUAUUUCUGGUACCGUAAAGCUCUGGAUAUCACCGAUUCCAUUGACGAAACCGGAGAGUUCAACCCCAUCAUCACUGGAUGUCUGCUGGCCGCUUGGGUCAUCGUCUGUCUGGCCAUGUAUAAGGGCAUCAAAUCGACCGGAAAGGUGAUGUAUUUCUCCUCCGUGUUUCCGUACGUGGUGCUGCUGUGUUUCCUGAUCAGAGGCGUGACACUGGAUGGGGCGUCCGAGGGCAUUAAAUUCAUGUUUUACCCCAGGCUGGAGAUCUGGGCUGACGUUCAGGUGUGGCGUCAGGCGGCGACUCAGGUGUUCUUCGCUCUGGGUUUGGGUUUCGGUUCUGUGAUCGCGUACUCUUCCUACAACCCGCGGAACAACAACUGCCAUCGAGACGCGUUCACCGUGUCUGGAGUCAAUUUAAUGACGUCCGUUCUGGCCACGCUAGUGGUGUUUGCCGUGCUGGGCUUCAGAGCCAAAACCAUCGCCACAGAGUGUGUUAAACGUAACAUGAAGGCCGCGUUUGAAGCGUUGUCCAGCACUCCUUUCCCUGACCUCCUCAUCAAUGCGUCAGAUGUGGAGAACAUGACAUUGAACGAGUAUGAGCACUGGUACAGGACUCGGGGCCAGCAGCUGAAUAUCUCUGGUUACAACAUCACCGCCUGCAGCCUGGAGGAGGAGCUGAAACAAGGUGUGGAGGGAACCGGUCUAGCGUUCAUAGCGUUCACUGAAGCCAUGACGUUGUUUCCUGGGAGUCCGUUCUGGUCGGCGCUGUUCUUUCUCAUGCUGCUCAAUCUGGGUUUGUCCACCAUGUUCGGCACUAUGGCAGGAAUACUGACCCCGCUGACGGACACCUUUAAGACCCUGCGUAACCACAAAUUCCUCUUUACAGCGUGCAGCUGUGCGGUGGGCUUUCUGAUCGGUCUCAUGUUCACUCAGCGCUGUGGAAACUAUUUUGUGGCUAUGUUUGAUGACUAUUCUGCCACACUUCCCCUCAUCAUCGUCGUCAUCUUCCAGACCUUCAGCGUGGCCUGGGUUUAUGGAGCGGACAGGUUUUUGGAGGACCUGAAGCUGAUGUUGGAUCGGCCGGUUCCUGUGGUGUACAAGUACAUGUGGAAGUACGUGUGUCCGGUUGCUAUGCUGGGGCUCUUGGGUGCCAGUCUGCUAAAGAUGAUCUUGGAGCGUCCCACAUACAUCGCCUGGAACAGAGAAAAGGCGUCUAAGGAAGAUCUACCUUAUCCAGGCUGGGCUCUUGCUGUCCUGAGCAUGCUCAUCGUUGUCGCAUUUCUUCCUGUUCCUAUUGGAUUCAUACAUUCCCUCCUCCUGGAACGGCUCGGCCAGUCUCCGGCAGACGCUGAGGCCGGAUACAUGCCGUGUGCCACCACAGACACAGACCAGACCCCUCUCGACACGUUACCACCCUCAGCAGGCGACCCCAGUUCAUUUUCCCCUUUGCUUGAGGAAAACCAAGACACUCAUUUGCAGAACGGCCACAUUGAACACUUCCAAUCAAGUGCGGUAUGAGAAGAAACUACGGCACAACCUUCGUUAGAGUUUACAAACAUCUCAGAAGGAUCUAUUUAAAUCAAGACCAUUUUAUGAGCGUGCUUUGCUGUUGGGAACAAUCAUUUUUUAUCUGUGCAUACGGGCACUAAAAUAACUGUUUUUAAAGUCUUAGUUCAUCCCAAAAAAGAAAAUUGUCACCAGCGUCACUCUAAACAUCACGAAGAGCCUUCUGGAGUUAUUUAGCCGCUUGUGCAGGCUGCUCUUUUCCAUAUAUAACAGUAGUUUCACAUUAUAUUCCAAGCCUUUGUGAAAAUCUUGGCUUCUCAAACUCCCCGUUUAAACCCGUUACAUGUGAAAACAGCUGUGAUAUGCGGCUGUAAUAACAGCUUUGAUGACCAUUUCCUUUUUCGAGUGAACUGUGGCUUUAAGUACAGUGUAAUAAUGUACCUGCGUUUGGUGGGUCCAGGUGAGCGUUGAACAACAAUGCAACACUACAGUUACCUGUUACAACGGUCUAAUCAUUUGGUAACUGACGGUUCUGCUGCUUUAGUGAUCUGACGAGGUUUUUAUAUCAUGUUUUGCAUAAAGGUGUUGAUAAUGGCUUUGACCUGUCGGUGUUAUUUGAACUCCAGGAUGCUAAAGAAGCAGCCAGUGCUUCGUCUCCGUUGAUGUCAUUAACCCUUUGAUGCAUGAAUCAAGUCACAUAGGUAAAGAAAAGAAAAUCAUUCCAAAUCAUUUUUUCUCCCAAAAUGGUAAUUUAGUUUGCUUGGUGCAUCAAUACUUUGUUGUCAUAAAUAAAAACACAUUGACAUAUCAAGAGGACAGCUGGUUUGACUUGUGUAAGGGUCAAACUGUAUAAUGGCUACUAUAGCAUCAAAGGGUUAAUGUUGGUCCAUUCUGAUGUGUUCAGUGUAAUUAUUUAAGUAAAUACAAAAAGAUACAUUGUGUGUUCAAAAGACGUUUUGAACCAUUAAAUCAUCACCCAUAACUGAUUAAUGGAAAGCUCUAUGUGUAUUUUCCGAACAGACAUGUCUGGGUCGUAUUUCAUCUUAAUAGUCUUCAACGCAGAUUUAAUUGUUUAUGCCAAAUAUGACAUGGACAUUUCUUUAUUUAUUUUUCGUAACAUUCUAUGCUCUUAUUUUUUGAGCACCGACUACAACCAUCAUUUAAUAAAAAAUAAUGCUUCCAGUCGUAGUUUGUAUGUGACACACAUGGGAUUUCUUAUGAAGUAUUUCAAGGCAGCAUUUUCAGAACAAUUUUACAGUUGUUACUAUUAAUUUUAUAUUGUACAGAAUUAUUUUUGUGGCUAUUUGUAAAAUAUCCUCCCUUUUUAUUUUUCCAAACGACGUCUCGGAUAUGUUUUUACAAGCGAAUGUGUGACCCGCAGGCCAGACAUUUUAUGGCUUAUAGUCAUUGUGAAGUCCUGUUAUCUUUGCCUCUCACAGGGGUUUGAUGGGUCUUCUGUGUUUGUUCAGUAGCUUGAACUCGAAGUAGUUCUGGUCAGUAAUAUAUAUAUGAUGAAAUGAUGUAAUUUAACUCUAUUCCUCAUGUAGAAUCCUUGCGAUAUCUCUGAUCUUGAAGGCUCAUUUGAUUGUCUUUGUUGUAUAUGUUCCACGCUACAGUAUGUUUUCAGUAUUUCCUCGAUUCUGAGGUCUUCAGUGUGUGUGAAUGUUGUUUGAUGGUCAUGCUGUGCAGCCGUACACACAUUUUGUACAGUUUGCCUCGUGAUGAUCUUGUUUCUGUAUAAAUGGUUGUGUGACCCC